AUGACUUCGGAUCUCGCCAUCGCUCUUCGCGAGUCUUACGAGCAUGGCUCCUCACUCUUUGAUGAUUCAGCAACGCGAGAUAUAGAGACGAGAAUACCUCUUCUAGGAUAUCCAAUCCAUCAUUCUAUGGCACCCUUGGUCCACAACUAUCUCUUUAAGAGCAAAAAUCUACCAUGGCAAUACUACCUGCUGGAGUCAGAAGAGCCCAGCGAUCUGUUAAAAGUCCUGGAUAAUUCCUCAGAGCACUGCAUUGGUGCUGCAGUGACCAUGCCGCAUAAAGUCACGUUCAUGUCUCAUGUGGACGAGAUCACAUCCUCAGGAAAAGUAAUAGGAGCGAUUAAUACUGUCUUUCUACGCCGUGACAAAGCCACCGGCAAAACGAGGCGCAUCGGUACCAACACGGAUACGAUUGGCAUCAGCAGAUCUUUCAGCACAAUUGCACCCUCAUUAACGUCUCCAGAAGCUAUCAAUAGACCUGCCCUGGUAGUUGGUGGAGGUGGGGCUUCUCGAAGUGCCAUAUAUGCUCUGCACUAUCUUAUGGUCAGUCGGUUGAAGAGUGAAACAGAUGAACUUAUAGCAUGGUUUAAUCGGGGUGCUUCUUCAACUUCGGGUGCUCAAUUUAAAGGAAAACUACGACCCUUGCAUUCACUUGAGCAAGCGACUACUCUUCCUGCGCCAUAUUAUGUCGUCAGCGCCAUCCCUGAUUUUCCGCCACAGACAGAUGGAGAGAGAUUAUCAUUUGCUAUUACAAGAGAACUCCUUGGGCGGGAAAACGCACUGGAGAAAGGGGUUUUGUUGGAAAUGUGUUAUCAUCCUAACAUCCGAACAUCUCUAUACGACUACGCUGAGAAGAAAGGGUGGCAUGUCAUUCCAGGCACCGAGGCAAUGAUCUGGCAAGCAUUAGCGCAGCAGGUCCUCUGGAUCGAGGAUGAGCUCAUCAAUGAGGAAUCAAUCAUCGAAGAUCUCAAAAGGAUUGUUAGGGAUGAAAUUUCCAGACGGGCAGCGAACGCAGAAAAAUAA
Messenger RNA from Talaromyces stipitatus ATCC 10500, 1020 nucleotides. RefSeq names its product quinate 5-dehydrogenase QutB, putative. Bases 1 to 1020 code for a protein of 339 amino acids. Gene Ontology annotation, biological process: chorismate biosynthetic process; shikimate metabolic process. The transcript is spliced from 2 exons. Gene Ontology annotation, molecular function: shikimate 3-dehydrogenase (NADP+) activity. The record is from RefSeq and is a predicted model, not a curated record. NCBI's taxonomy places the organism in Eukaryota, Fungi, Ascomycota, Eurotiomycetes, Eurotiales, Trichocomaceae.